AUGGCGUCCCUCCUCACGCUCCCCGCCCUCGCCCUCUCUAACCCCGCCACCGCCUCCGGCGCCGUCCGGCUACGCGCCGCGGCCCUCCGCUGCUGGGCGCUCCGGCGGCGCGGGUGGGCGGCGGCGGCCGCCGUGGCCUCGCCCAACUCCGUGCUCAGCGAGCACGCCUUCAAGCGGCUCCAGCUCGGGAGCGACGACGAGAACGAGGAGGGGACGUACGGGAGCGACGCCGACGAGGGGUUCGAGGCGGGGGAGGGGUUCCAGGGGGACGAGGAGGAGCUCGCCAUUGCCAGGCUCGGCCUGCCCGACGAGCUCGUCGCCACGCUCGAGAAGCGCGAGAUUACACACCUGUUCCCCAUACAGAGGGCUGUGUUGAUUCCCGCUCUUGAGGGCCGUGACCUGAUUGCUAGAGCAAAGACUGGAACUGGAAAGACACUAGCCUUUGGUAUUCCCAUGAUCAAGCAAUUAAUCGAGCAAGACGAUGGUCGGAGUACAAGGCGAGGUCGCACUCCUCGGGUUCUGGUUCUAGCACCUACCAGAGAGUUAGCCAAACAAGUCGAGAAGGAAAUAAAGGAAUCAGGACCGAAGCUCGGCACAGUGUGUGUUUAUGGCGGUGUCUCGUAUAAUGUCCAGCAGAAUGCACUCUCGCGUGGUGUCGAUGUUGUUGUUGGCACACCUGGGCGCAUAAUUGAUUUGAUAAAUGGCGGAAGCCUCCAGUUGGGAGAAGUUCAGUAUUUAGUCCUGGAUGAGGCUGACCAAAUGCUUGCAGUGGGGUUUGAGGAAGAUGUGGAGACAAUAUUACAAAAGCUUCCUGCGGACAGGCAAAGCAUGCUGUUCUCUGCGACGAUGCCUAGUUGGGUGAACAAACUGUCCAGGCGGUACUUGAACAACCCUUUGACAAUUGACUUGGUUGGUGAUCAAGAUGAAAAGCUUGCUGAAGGAAUCAAACUCUAUGCUAUCCCACUCACAGCAACAUCAAAGCGCACCAUUCUUAGUGAUCUAAUUACGGUUUAUGCAAAGGGUGGGAAAACCAUUGUUUUCACUCGUACGAAGAAAGAUGCAGAUGAGGUUUCAUUGGCACUGACAAACAGUAUUGCUUCUGAGGCACUUCAUGGUGAUAUUUCACAGCAUCAGCGUGAGCGGACACUAAAUGGAUUUCGUCAAGGGAAAUUUACUGUUCUAGUAGCUACAGAUGUUGCUGCCCGUGGUCUUGAUAUACCAAACGUUGAUUUGGUUAUCCAUUACGAAUUGCCAAAUGAUCCAGAAACUUUUGUCCAUCGUUCUGGACGCACUGGACGUGCUGGGAAAGCAGGAACUGCAAUCUUGAUGUUUACCAGCAGCCAGAAAAGGACAGUUAAGUCUCUUGAGCGUGAUGUUGGUUGCAAGUUUGAGUUUAUAAGCCCUCCGUCCAUGGAAGAAGUGCUGGAGUCAUCUGCUGAGCAUGUCAUUGCUACAUUGCGAGGGGUGCACCCAGAGUCGACUCAGUACUUUCUUGGAGCAGCUGAGAAAUUAACAGAAGAAUUAGGACCUCAUGCUCUUGCUUCUGCACUGGCACAUCUGAGUGGGUUUUCUCAGCCACCUUCUUCACGUUCUCUGAUCAGUCAUGAGCAGGGAUGGGUCACAUUGCAACUAACUAGAGAACAAGGAUAUGGCAGAGGCUUCUUUUCUCCUAGAUCUGUUACUGGUUUUCUAUCUGAUGUUUAUUCAGCUGCUGCAGAUGAAGUUGGCAAAAUAUACCUAACAGCAGAUGAGAACGUCCAAGGAGCAGUCUUCGAUUUGCCUGAGGAAAUCACAAAGGACCUGCUUACUAUGGAGCUCCCCCCAGGAAACACCUUAAUCAAAAUAUCGAAGCUGCCUGUGUUGCAAGAUGAUGGUCCUGCCACUGAUAGCUAUGGUCGCUUUUCCAACGACCGAGGUUCCAGGAACAGGCGUUCCAGGGGUGGAAGCGCUGCAAGAGGCCGGGGUGGUUGGGACACUGACGGUGAGGACCGAUUCCGCCGUGGUGGCAGGAGCUUCAGGUCUGACAACGAUAGUUGGUCAGAUGAUGACUGGUCAGGCGGUGGGAGAAAAUCAACCCGUUCCUCAUCCUUUGGUAGCCGCCCAUCAUCUUACGGCAGCCGUGGCUCACCAUCCUUCGGUGGGCGCUCAUCAUCCUUCGGUGGUAGGGAGAGUUGCUUCUGCUACACCAUUGCGACAGAGACCGAAUUACAAUCGUUGGGGAUGUCUGUGAUCAGCAACAGAGACCGAAUUGCAAUCGUUGGGGAUGUCUCCCAACCAAACGCUAUGUUAGAUACUUGGAUAUCUGUGAUCUGUGUUGUCUUGCUUCAGAAAGCAGUAUCAGACUUUGUUGCAUUAGAAAAGGGUUACGCUGCGCCGGUUGCUCCGGCAGCUCGUCCUCCUGAUCUGACCUCGCAAACACACGGUCUGGUCAACGCAGUGGCAGCGUACGGCAUGACUGCAGGGAGAAAGUAA
This is a messenger RNA of Miscanthus lutarioriparius, 2472 nucleotides long. The record is from the annotation of a GenBank genome assembly. Lineage: Eukaryota; Viridiplantae; Streptophyta; Magnoliopsida; Poales; Poaceae.